CGUGGACCACGGAUUUCAGUACCUGCCCCCAGGCCGUGUUCUAGCCGGCGACGGCCUCCACCCAAGUUUUGAAGGCGUCGCACUCAUGGCCAGCCAUAUCCGUGAACUUAUCUUCACACACACUGACAACGAUGUAUCACUGUGGCGUGAUUUCGCAUCGUGUGUCCUCCACAGCGGUGCCGCCCAGAUUUCUCCUAGAACGUGCUCCGCUCAGCCUUCCCCAGACGUCGACCACUGGCCUCCAGUCUUGAACCACCGCGACCUUCCCGGUGCCAGCCGUACUUCUUCUAGAACGCGCUACCGUCAACCCUUAGCAGACGCCAACAAGGACCUUUCAGUCUCAAGCCAUCGCAACCUUCGGGGUUCCAGCCGUACCUCUCCAAGAGCAGCCAUGAACGGGCCCGUCGUGCUCGGUCUGAUCCUGAAGACGCUGUUCUCCUCCUUGGCGUACGACGUGGAGCGUCCCACCAAGCUGGGCCCAGUGGGCGGCCGCAGGAUACAGGUGCUAGGAACCACGAUCGAGGAGUACCGGGGCAUUCCGUACGCCGAGCCACCCUUGGGAGAGCUCCGUUUCAAGCCGCCAGUGCCCGCACAGGCCUGGGAUGGGACUCUGGACGCGAGCAGUCUUCGCACGGGCUGUCCGCAGGGGCAUGCGCGGGACGGUCUAAUGGGCGGCGACAUCGAGUACGGCGAGGAUUGCCUGCACCUAAAUAUCUGGACAGCGGAGGGGCACCGCAAGCGCCCCGUGCUGGUCUGGAUCCACGGCGGAGGGUUCAACUACGGCUCGGCCUCGUACGAUAACUACACGGGCGCAGCAAUCGCCGCCAAGACGGGACUGGUAGUGGCCUCGCUCAACUACCGCCUCGGAGUGCUGGGAUUCCUCAACGCCGACACGCCCGAGGCACCGGGCAACGUGGGAUUUCUCGACCAGAACCUUGCUCUCAAGUGGAUCAAGAAGAACAUCCGCAACUUCGGCGGGGACCCAUCGCGCAUCACUCUGAUGGGCGAGAGCGCAGGGGCCAUGAGCGUGCACGCGCAUCUGCUGUCGCCGAUGAGCCGCGGUCUGUUCCACCGGGCCGUGACCAUGAGCGGCGCCAUGGGUACGCCAGACUUUAGCGAUCCGGUUCACCGAAGCGUCUCCAAAGGUGAUGCCGUGGCCGCCAUCGUAGGCUGCCGCUCGGCCGACGUCACUCUCGACUCGCAACCGGACUCGGUCAUCGACUGCUUGAGAAACAAGUCCGCCGACGAGUUGGUGGUGGCUUCGUCCGAGGCGGUUCCGGGCAAGUUCUUCGCCUUCCUGCCCACCUACCAUGACCAGUUCUUGCCCAAGGUCCCCGCUGUGGCUGUGCGCAAGGGAUUUUUUGAGGCCCGCGUGGACCUGCUCACCGGCGUCACCUCUGACGAGGGCGUCACGUCUCUCGUCUGGCCACGGCCUUGGCCCGAACUGCUCUCGGAGAAGCUCGACAACAUGGACCGUGAAACACUCAGGAGCUCAAUCACUCAGGUGAUAAGUUCUUGGAUGAGCGACGAUGCGGCCGAUCUGCUGGACCAAUACGCAGACCGUUCGACGGACCAGGUUGGGCUCCGACGCCAGCUGUUGGACUACCUGAGCGAGCGGCUGUUCGUGUGCCCUAUGCACGUGGCUGCGGCUGCUCACGCGGCACGAGGCGGUGCCGUGUACUCGUACGUGUUCGACCAGUGGUCGUCCUCGCGUCCCUCAUUCAGCUGGGCUGGCGUCGGCCACGGCAUGGACCUGGUGUACACGUUUGGUCUGCCUCUCCUCCGCCCGGAGCACUUUUCUGACCGGGACCGGAAGGCGUCCGAAAACUUGAUCUCCAUGAUCGCCACUUUUGCCGAGAGAGGGGUACCAGAGUAUCCAGGGAGCCCCCCGUGGCCAAAGUACUCGUCUGACUCACCAGUAUCGCUUCAUCUGACGCACAACAACGUCACCGAAGUGUUCGGCUUUAGAUCGGAGAACUGUGCCCUCUUCAGUCAGUACUUUUGAAGUCACAAAGCCACCCCACUUCCACGCCAGUAGGACGAAGGUUCCCCGCUCACAUGGGACAGAUCGCGGGCGCCCCGUCCAAACACUUGCGGGCUUUGCUCAGACUUUGCCAGCUUAAAACACAUGCUCUGGCUGUGCCCCGCGUUACGUCGUCCAAGUGGGAUGCUGCGCUACGCAGACUGGAUUUGGAAGCACAACUAUGGGCAGUCCAAUGGGCCCGCGACGUGGCAGAAAGGCUAGACCUAUCUGUCCCGACGUGGGAUUGGCCCACUACGGGCUAGUUCACGCCCCGAAGGACCUAAAUAAAGUUUUUCUAUUCCAUG
Molecule: messenger RNA, 2328 nt
Organism: Rhipicephalus sanguineus (brown dog tick)
Lineage: Eukaryota; Metazoa; Arthropoda; Arachnida; Ixodida; Ixodidae
Product: cholinesterase 2
Exons: 7
Coding region: 86-2005 (639 amino acids)
Biological process (GO): acetylcholine catabolic process; choline metabolic process
Cellular component (GO): plasma membrane
Molecular function (GO): acetylcholinesterase activity
Source: RefSeq, a predicted model, not a curated record